AUGACAGGAGAGCUGGUUAUUACAACUUCACUCUAGGUUGCCACACCUCCCUUUAUCCUGUCGAUGGGGUUGUGCAAUCCUGCACCCCAUAAAUAGAGCCUCACCCCAGCCUCCGGAAGCUCCUGUAGGCCCAGCUCCCAAGGGAGCCUCUCGUCCUCUCCAGCAUUAGAGCCCGGUUUGCUGGCCGCCAUGAGGACCCACUGCCUGCUGCUGCUCAUGUUCUGCUUGCUCUUCUGCCCGAACGUCCCAGGUGCUGGUCUCACAGGUCUGGGCCACAGAGCAGACCAUUACCAGUGCGUGAGGAAUGGAGGAUUCUGUCUCUACUCUGCUUGCCCCAUGUUCUCUAAAAUUGUGGGCACCUGCUACAAUGGGAAGGCAAAGUGCUGCACCUGAGAUGGAGUCACUGGAGAGAACAUCAGAAGGAUGUGAAAUAUUUGUUUUAAUAAUUAAAAAAAAAAAAAAACA
This is a messenger RNA of Chinchilla lanigera (long-tailed chinchilla), 465 nucleotides long. It is a transcript of the gene Defb1, whose product is annotated as defensin, beta 1. The coding region runs from base 190 to 393 and encodes 67 amino acids. Gene Ontology annotation, molecular function: CCR6 chemokine receptor binding. Gene Ontology annotation, biological process: innate immune response in mucosa; defense response to Gram-positive bacterium; defense response to Gram-negative bacterium. The record is from RefSeq and is a predicted model, not a curated record. Gene Ontology annotation, cellular component: extracellular region. Lineage: Eukaryota; Metazoa; Chordata; Mammalia; Rodentia; Chinchillidae. The transcript has 2 exons.